AACGGCAACAUAUAUACAUUUCAAGCCUACACACGUUAAAGAGAACCCUUUACUAAUUACUAUACAGCAUGGCUAGUUUGCUCUUGUUCACAUUCCUCCAAUUAUUUCAUCUUUUUAUGUUCAUGAGCUCUACAUUCUUCUUUGCAACAGACGCUCGGCCAUUCAACAUUUUGAAGUUGGGUAGCUUUGCCAGUCCAUCCUGUGAGGGCUUCACAGAUGGACUAUUUCCGGUUGGAGCCAUCAAGAGUUCAGGCCCUAGCCCUGGUGAAGGCAACAAAUUUGAAAAUGGUCACGCUCUUGGAGGGAUUAAGAACUCCGGUCCUAGUCCUGGAGGUGGCCACAAGUUCGCCAACCCUCAUACUCUUGGUCUUGGCAGCAUUAAGAACUCAGGUCCCAGCCCUGGCACUGGUCACGAGUUCAUCCUUGGAAAUAUCAAGGACUCCGGCCCAAGCCCUGGUGAAGGUCACAGCUUCACCAAUGCACAAACACUAGGAACAAUUAAGGUAUCUGGUCCUAGCCCUGGCGUAGGUCACAGUUUCACCAACUCUCAAACCCUUGGAAGCAUCAAGGACUCCGGUCCAAGUCCUGGUGCAGGUCACAGCUUCACCAAUGCUCAAAUUCUUGGAGGAAUUAAAGAUUCUCGUCCAAGCCCUGGUGCAGGUCACAGUGUCAGCGAUGCUCAAACUCUUGGAGGAAUUAAGGAUUCUGGCCCAAGCCCUGGUGCAGGUCACAGCUUCAGCGAUGCUCAAACUCUUGGAGGAGUUAAGGAUUCUGGUCCAAGCCCUGGUAUUGGACAUUAGCGGUGCAAAUGCGUAGAAUCUUGAAGGAAUUAAUUAGGACUCUCGUCCCAAUCCUGUUUCACAAAAUUUGUGAUUAUUCAUUCAUUAUUUGUUGUUAUUUGUAGUGGAAAGCUUCAGUACUAUAAUCCUCUUCGGUUCGAAUCUUGUAAUGAUGUAGCAUCAAGUUUAUUAGUUUUAAGUU
This is a messenger RNA of Nelumbo nucifera (sacred lotus), 981 nucleotides long. RefSeq lists its product as uncharacterized. The record is from RefSeq and is a predicted model, not a curated record. Lineage: Eukaryota; Viridiplantae; Streptophyta; Magnoliopsida; Proteales; Nelumbonaceae. Gene Ontology annotation, biological process: innate immune response; regulation of developmental process.